AUGCUUGAAGACAAGAUCUACGAGUUCUUGAAUGUGACGCUCCGAGAAAUACUGAGAGACGACAGCCGUCCGCACCCACCGUUCGAUCCGCUCGCCAUCGGGAACUUCUCCACUGCAUUCGGUGAAGGCAAUGAAACGCUCAAUGUGGAACUGCAGAAUAUUGUCGUAGAAAAUUUGUUGGGAUAUGUUCCUUAUAAUGGCUCUAUGGAGCCAGUGGGAUUAAAAUUCCCUGUAGCUCUCGACUUUCCCAACAUCACAGUCACUGGACAUUGCUCUUUGGAUGGAUGGCUCAACGGUGGACAGUUGUACGUUAAGGGGUCGGGAGACAUCAAAUUUUCUCUUCUCGACACAUCUAUAUACCUGGAAUUGGAUGCUGGUGUCCACAAUGACUCUACACUCUUUUUGGAGUGUGUUGCCCUUGACUACAAUGUUGGCGGUGCUGAGUUUCAUCUGGAAGGUCUAAUCGGUGAUGGCCCUUUUGGAGACCUCCUCAACAAAGUCCUCGAUGUCGUCGUCCCAGCCGGAUUGAACAAGGCCAAGGAGAUGCUCUUGGGAAAUGUGAUAUGUCCUUUUAAAAAUGUAGCCAACAGUUACUUAGCUAUUCAGAGGAAAACACUGACUGAUUUGUUUUGUGCUGUUGGUGUCACGAAGCUUUGCCCGUAA
Molecule: messenger RNA, 663 nt
Organism: Schistocerca serialis cubense
Lineage: Eukaryota; Metazoa; Arthropoda; Insecta; Orthoptera; Acrididae
Exons: 4
Coding region: 1-663 (220 amino acids)
Source: RefSeq, a predicted model, not a curated record